AUGGCAACAUCGCACCCAGAGUUCAACAGGGACACCGAGGGCCUCGACGUCGCCAAGGCUUUCUCAGAUGGAAUUCGCAAUAAAACCAUCAUAGUUACUGGCGUCAACCGUGGAGGAGUUGGGUUCUCUACAUCACAAGCUUUUGCCACUCAGUCCCCAGCAUGCCUGAUCCUUGCCGGACGCAACCUACAUAAAAUCCAGGAAUGCAUCGAUGCCGUCAAGCAGGAUUUGCCACAUGUCAGCUAUCGUGCGCUGAAGAUUGACCUUUCCAGCCAGAAGUCAGUUCGCGCCGCAGCUGCGGAAGUCUUGUCCUGGUCUGAGGUGCCUACCAUCGAUAUCGUGGUGAACAACGCCGGUGUGAUGUGCGUUCCGGAGCGAACUCUUAGCGUCGACGGACUGGAAAUGCACUUUGCGACAAAUCACAUAGGACAUUGGCUGUUGACAUGCCUGAUCAUGCCAAAGCUGAUCAAGUCUGCUGAGGGCAAACCAAAGGGAACUACCCGAAUUGUGAACGUCUCUUCUCUGUCGCCUACCGUCGCGACUAUGCGUUGGAGUGACAUCAAUUUUGACAAGCCAAACAAAGAGCUGCCAGAGGCAGAGCAGCCGCCCUACGCGAUGCUAGAGGCAUGGGGCUUUUCAGACUGUCGAGAUCGAUCAUAUGUUCCUUUGGACGGUUACAACCGCAGUAAAGUAGCCAAUGUGCUCUUUGGAAUUGGAGCAAACGAGCGACUGUACGGCAAACACGGCAUCCUCUCUUUGGCCGUGCAUCCGGGCAUAAUACAAACGGAGCUGGGCAGGGACUUUGAUGAGGAACAACUGGCAGCCUUGGCCGGUAUGAGGACCAAGGGCAUUUUUAUCCAUCAAACCCUCGGUGCGGGAGCUUCGACCUCGCUGGUGGCUGCACUGGACCCUAAGCUGAAACCUGGUGAGACCAUCAAUGGGAAGGAGAAUUACGGAUCGUUCCUAGUGGAUUGUCAGAUUAGCGAUUCUGCGACUGCGCUCGCUGUUUCCAGCAGCGAGGCCGAGAGGCUCUGGGUGUUAUCGGAAAACCUGGUAAAGGAACGGUUUUCUUGGUAA
This is a messenger RNA of Trichoderma asperellum CBS 433.97, 1077 nucleotides long. RefSeq lists its product as uncharacterized. Lineage: Eukaryota; Fungi; Ascomycota; Sordariomycetes; Hypocreales; Hypocreaceae. The record is from RefSeq and is a predicted model, not a curated record.